Messenger RNA from Symbiodinium sp. CCMP2592, 384 nucleotides. The record is from the annotation of a GenBank genome assembly. Lineage: Eukaryota; Dinophyceae; Suessiales; Symbiodiniaceae.
AUGAAGUGGGACUUCCGCGUCGACUUUGCUGCAAACAGAGACGACACGUGCACGAUCGGCCAUAGUGUUGAGAAAGUUGUUCUUCUUGCUGCGGUCGGGCUCGGCCCUGCACAUGCGCAGGUCCUCUGGGCAGAGGCCUCAACUUGGACGCCACCAUGGCAUCGCAGAUGCAGGCUCAAAAAGAGCUGCGGCGAACAAGCUCAAAGCUGGAGUCGAGGCAAGGGGGCUACCAGCUUGUUUCAACCUGCCCCUUCGAGUGUGACAAAAGAAACGGGACUGAAGACGACAAGAAGAAGGAGAAGAACGAUCUCGAGGGCUUUGCGACCAUUUUCGGCGACAACAAGAUUCUUACAAGCCUGUCGCAGCCCCAUGCAUGGGGGCUGA